Molecule: messenger RNA, 642 nt
Organism: Cadophora gregata
Lineage: Eukaryota; Fungi; Ascomycota; Leotiomycetes; Helotiales; Ploettnerulaceae
Gene: SEC22
Product: SNAP receptor
Exons: 4
Coding region: 1-642 (213 amino acids)
Biological process (GO): vesicle fusion with Golgi apparatus; retrograde vesicle-mediated transport, Golgi to endoplasmic reticulum; endoplasmic reticulum to Golgi vesicle-mediated transport
Cellular component (GO): endoplasmic reticulum membrane; ER to Golgi transport vesicle membrane; SNARE complex
Molecular function (GO): SNAP receptor activity
Source: RefSeq, a predicted model, not a curated record
AUGAUAUACUCCACGCAGAUAGCCAGGCUGGAUGGCCUCAUGCUCUGCGCCGACGAAGGAAAUGACCAGUCACUCGACGAAAUCAAAUCUCAGAUCAAGCAAGUCCUGCGAAGACUGAAUCGCAAUUCCGAAUCUCAAGCCACCGUCGAGGCCGGACAAUAUACUUUCCACUACCUCAUCCACCAAGAAAUCAUCUACCUCUGCAUAACCGCACACUCCUACCCCCGAAAACUAGCAUUCACCUACCUCUCCGACCUCUCCACCGAAUUCAGCACCACCUACCCCUCGCACACCCUCCUCUCACCCACACUCCGUCCCUACGCCUUCAUGGAAUUCGACACCUUCAUCAACCGCACCAAAGGCACGUAUUCCGACACCCGCGCUACUCAGAACCUCGAUAAGCUGAACGACGAGCUCCGAGACGUCACGAAGGUCAUGACUAAGAAUAUCGAGGAUUUGCUGUAUCGUGGUGAUAGUCUGGAGCGGAUGGGAGAGGUUAGUUCGAGGCUGAGAGAAGAUAGUAAGAAGUAUCGGAAGGCGGCGGUUAGGAUUAAUUGGGAGUUGCUGCUUAAGCAGUAUGGACCGAUUGGGGGGUUGGGAUUGUUUGUUGUGAUCUUUAUGUGGUGGAGAUUCUUCUCAUGA